Messenger RNA from Oldenlandia corymbosa var. corymbosa, 2377 nucleotides. The record is from the annotation of a GenBank genome assembly. NCBI's taxonomy places the organism in Eukaryota, Viridiplantae, Streptophyta, Magnoliopsida, Gentianales, Rubiaceae.
UAGGAUAAAUAAUUUACCAAUUUCAAUUAAAAAAAAAAACUUUCAAUAUUUGAAUAAAUAAAAGAAUAAUAAUAAUAAUAAUUUACCUACAAGUCAACAUGAGGGACCUCCCGGACCAGAUAAGAAGCGAGGAAGUCUCCUCCUCCAAGCCCAGAAGCUCCUCCGAACCCUCGUUCUUUGAAACUGUUCAUCUUGAUUUUGAAAAUUUUUGAACCCUUUAUAUCCACCCCAACCACACUCCCCCUUUUCCACUCAAAUCUUCACCGCUUCUUGGACUCACAAAUCUACUACAAGACUUCCUCUGUUUCCUUUCCCUUCUUUUCUGAAAGAAUUUAUCAAUUUUCAACAAUCGGAAAAAUGGCAUCACAAACCAGUUGUGAAACUUCAGCUAUAGAGCAAAUCAAACAACACCUUUUUGAUGAAUUUGCCUUUGUGGAGAAUUUCUGUUAUUCCGGUGUUACCCAAUUAACCAGAAGUUCGAGCUCUGAUUCCACCCAGGAUUCUGUAAACUUUGCCCCUGUUUCUAAUUUCAGCUUUGCAACCCCAGCAGGGUGGUAUGAUAAUACUGAAUUCGAAUGUUCUAAGCCACAAAUAACUGCAAAUAAUACAAUUAGAAAUCCCCGUAAAGCAGCAAGCAGCUUGAGUGACCGAAAGCCCGCUUUGAACAUAUCAAUUCCUCCGAUUAAGAAGGUUCUGGACUUCGUUCCUGGUUCUAAUUGUACUGCUGCUGAGGUUGAAGAUUUCGCCGAGAAGAAGCAUUACCGGGGAGUGAGGCAGCGGCCCUGGGGAAAGUUCGCAGCCGAGAUUCGUGACCCGAAUCGAAAAGGGUCUCGUGUUUGGCUCGGAACUUUCGAUACGGCAAUAGAGGCGGCGAAAGCUUAUGACAGAGCGGCUUUCCGGCUGAGAGGUAGCAAAGCUAUCCUGAAUUUCCCGCACGAGGUUUCUAAUAAUACUUUGCCGGACGAUGAGCUGACCGUCGGAGUUGGCCGGAAAAGGGCCAGAGAGGCGGAGAAUGACGGAGCUGUUAAAAAAGAGGUGAAGAGGGAGGAGGUGUCUCCGACUUCAUCGUCGGUGAGCCACGGCUCCACGGUAGCGGCGGAUCAGGUGCCGUUGACGCCGUCAAGUUGGACGGACUGCGGUGACAUGAAGGGUAUUUUCGAGAUUCCACCUUUGUCCCCUUUAUCUCCUCAUCCGUGCUUAGGCUAUUCUCGGCUUGUGGUUACCUGAAUGGCCAGCAAAAAUCCCUGAACAUUAUCCACCCAAAAAUAUAUCCAAAAAAAAAAAAGGGAAAUGGACAUUUUUGGGGAAAAAAAAAAAAGAAAGAAAAAGAAACCUGGAAUAUUACCACGAAAAAAAAAAAAACCUUGAGAUUGCCACCAUAAACAAAGCUUUGAGUUGGUCAAGUAAAAAGACUCAAUAUUGUAUCAAAGGAGCACCUGACUAGCGUUAGUCUGAGGUGAUUAGGCGCACGAAGGACCCAAAAGAAAAAAUAGUUUGUAAUUUGAAUUCUAGAUUUCUUUUUGCCCUUUUCUCUGAGUAGUAGUGUAAGGUUUAGAAGAUCAAUGCACAUAUAGCCCAAGUACGUAGUAGUAUGGAAAUUUGUUUGAUAUCUUCAUUUUAUUAUAUUCAUUCAUGAAUAUGAGGUUGAGUUUUUCAUCUCUUUUGGCUGCGAGCUUGAUUAUAAUUAAAGCAAAAUCUCCUACGAUCCAACUAAAUUAACGUCCAGAAAACGAAAAAGAAAAAAAGAAAGGAUCCAAAUCUCCAAAAUACUAUGAAUCAUGAUGUGUUCAAAAUGAACUAUCUGUAAACUGGAUUAUGCAAAAUAAAGUAUUCUAAAAUGGAGAUGGAGUUUUAUUGAUCAAUUUUUCAAAUGAUAGUUUUAACCAUACAAUUUGAAGUCUUACACGAAAAUUCUACACUUCCAUAAUUGUUGAUUGAUAAUUGAUAGAGGUGCAGGUGCUUAACCAAAAAAAAAAUAAAAAAUAAAAAUUGAUAGAGGUGAAUGUCAUGAGGCCAUCAUCCGUACAACUUGCCAUUAUCAGACAGUAAGCUGACACCCCCCAAAGAUCCGGACUUCUCAAUUUAUUAGAGCCUAACUGUUCUCUGCUUGGCAAUCUCAUUCCCCACCCAACAAAUAGCAGAAUUCAUCCCCCACCAACUUGCUCUCAUCCUUUUGGGCCGAAAUCAAAUCAAUGUAUGGCUGAUGUGAGACCACUCCAACUUGCAAGUUGGACUCGCUUUCUGGUUUUAGAAGUCCUACUUUUCUUGGAUGAAAAUUCCUCACGGAUCUUUGUGAGGACAGUAAUGUUAAACCAUUCAUACUUAUGCGUUGUUGUAUCGCAAUAUUAAAAUAAGAGUUACGUUUGAUCAUUUCUCG